UAACGUGUCUAUGCUUGUCAAGUAAACGCAAACGAUCCCUCCCCCGACGAGCGCCGCGCGCAGGCCAGUUUCCGUAUGUCACGUUACUUCUAUAUCUCUUAAUUACAAUAACAGCCCGAGCUUCUGAAGUUGUCCUACAUUUAGGUCAGAGUGAAGUAAAGAGAAUGGAGGACAGAAAUUUGUUGCAGAACAUUCGUAAACCGCCCAAACUCAGCACACCGGCUUUAAUAAUCUCCAAACUGAUUGUGACGGUCCUGCCCAUCGCACAGGUAUCAAUCGGCGCAAUAUACGUGAAUGACUGUCCAAAGCAGCCGUACAUCCCCAUCUAUCUGCUCGUGUCAGGUGUGUUUGCGCUAGUGCUGGGCCUGUUGUCCUGCCUGCCAUGCACCCAGGAGCCAGAAGACGGCACGCAGACUCCUCUCAGCGGCCUCUGCACCGCCUGGAACUCACUGGUGUCACUCUUUCUCUUCUGCUGGUUUAUCGCUGGUAAUGUUUGGAUCUACUCCAUUUACCAGCCUAAUUACAACCCUGGGAUCGACUACUGCAAUAAGAUUUUGUACCUCUUUGCUUUCUGGACCACCACAUUUGUGUAUAUAUUGCUGGGCAUCGCCUUCCUGGGGGGAUGCUGUAUGUUAUUCUGCAUGUGUUUGUGUGGAAGACAUGGAAAUGUGGAAGAUGUGUGAUCGAAAGGCCAGCACUCGCUGAUAUUACUAAUUAUUACACUGUUGCGCACUUUCGCAGUUUCAGGCUUGCUUAUUAUUCAUUUUGCCCUUAUGUGAGAUAAUGCCACUUGCUAGGUCGUUUAGGAGCUUUUGCGUUAUUGAUGGGCGGAGUUACACUGUUACGUGCUUUCUCUGUAAGUUCCUGUGUCUAAAUGUAUCUGUAUUGUCCAUCAGCAAAGUCUUCUGAAGAUGUCAGUUUAUUAAUUUCUUUAUAAUGGCAUGUGUUAGAUUUUGCCUUUGAGAAUGUUGUGUAAUGUGAGGGGGGGGAGGGAUGAAUAAAUGGAUGUAUCAGUCAUUCUUGAGACACGGGACAAAACAUGCCCAGCAAAUGUAACUGAUAGGUUUAAAAAAAAAAAAAAAAAAAAAAAAAAAACAUCAGAUGCAAAUGUUAUGGUAAAAAAUAAAAGAAUGUUUCAAACAUAAUUAUCCAUAAUUACAUAAAUAUUAUGUAAAGUCUAUGCCUUUUCAUUACAUCUAAAACAGUGUCUCCACAGACAAGAUUCAAUCAUUUAUAUGCUGUAAAAUGGAUAAGAAUAUUUAUAUAUAUGUAUUAUGUUGAAAAAUACCUUGUUUUAUGAAAAGCAACACAAAAUAAUAUCCCGUAUCACAGUUGAAUUUUUUAGUGACGCUUGUUUCAUAAGGUUUCGGUGUUUUAUAGUUCAUUCAGAAUCAUUUAAAUCUUAGUGGUAAUAUUUUCUGUCACAAACACAAACACUCUCUUCCUAUUUCUAAUUAAAUUAUUUGAAAUAUUUAGAUCAUUUUACUCUCUUGAAGCAGGUUCCCGGGUUCACACUGUUUGUUGUGUGUCUUUUAAUACAGUAAUUCAAGGAUAUAAUUGAGAGGUAAAAUGACUACAAUUUCAGGUUUUCAUCAUAACCUUCAGAUGUCUCGACUCCAUCAGUUCUGUCACCUCUCGACAAUUGAAUAUUUUGGUAUACAAUGCGUUAAGUAUGACAGCAUUGUAAAUAAAGAAUAUAUAUAGAGUA
Molecule: messenger RNA, 1708 nt
Organism: Puntigrus tetrazona (Sumatra barb)
Lineage: Eukaryota; Metazoa; Chordata; Actinopteri; Cypriniformes; Cyprinidae
Product: transmembrane protein 272-like
Exons: 5
Coding region: 165-683 (172 amino acids)
Source: RefSeq, a predicted model, not a curated record